Molecule: messenger RNA, 2103 nt
Organism: Columba livia (rock pigeon)
Lineage: Eukaryota; Metazoa; Chordata; Aves; Columbiformes; Columbidae
Gene: TMEM61
Product: transmembrane protein 61
Exons: 3
Coding region: 740-1849 (369 amino acids)
Source: RefSeq, a predicted model, not a curated record
ACUAAUAAUACUAGCAAAUUCAGAUAAAGGCAGGAAAGAAUCUUCCUAAUGGCAUGCUCACGCUUUAGUGCGUCUGUCCCCGAUGUUCCUCUUGGUGUGUUUGCAUGUGGUUAGAGGUCUCCAGCCUGCGCGAUGUGGAAGGACAAGCUGUAAGCGUCACGGAGGGAUGUGGUGUGGAGGUGGAUUUCUGCUUGAUGGCGGUGGGAGAGAUUCAAAACUCUUUUCGUUUCUUGUGUUGCUGGAAAAGAGUGUUUUUCUGAGUAAUGCUUAGUAGACCCUAUGAAUCACCAUCUGCAUAACUUUAUAUGGGGGAUGCUAUUCUCAGCAUCUUACUGGAACUAUGUAAACUAUUAACAUCCAUAUCUGUUUGUCCAUGCAACAUGCAAACCUUUUUCCCUAGAAAGAUUAUUUUGGAGCAGGACAAAGGAGGAGACAGGGCAAAACAAAAUGUGAGGGUGGCUUGGUGAGUGGAGGUAGGAGUUUGGGAGUUGGCAAGGGAUGUCUCCGGAGGAAGUUCAGAGGGAGAACUGAUGUGCAGGAUGCUGAGUGUCCAGGAGCGGAGCCAGGGGCAGGCUCAGGGAGCAGCGACUCGGGUCCUGCCCCAGCCUCACAGCUCACCCCUGCUCCUUCACCCUCUUCUUCCAGUGGCUGGUCCGCUGAGAAAAACAUCAUGGGUCUUUCAAGGAGGCUCAGGAGAGCCGGGCCAGCCUGAAACGGGGUUUGGUAAGGGGAUGGUGUGAUGGUAAUGUCACCCAGUGCAGAGGAGCCGCCCCCACACACGCACAGUGGGAGUGUGUGCCGGGUGGGCUGGAGGAGCUUUUACCGUUUUGUCAAGAGAGAAGAGUUUAUUCUCUCAAGCUGUCAAUCUGUCACCUCCCAGAGGCUCUGCCUUCCCUCCACAUCUGCCUCCCCCUCACUGCCACCACUCCCAGGUGUGCACAGAGCUGGGGGCUGCAAAAUUCCCUGUGCUCAGGCAAGGGAGUUGCAGCAUCUCCCAAACCUCACCAGGGGAAUCGUGACAUCUCUCAAACCUCACCAGGCUGGCCCCAAAAUGAGAAGAGCAUUGACUGCAGGAGAUGAAGAUUUCAACAUUACAACUCUCGGUGCUGUUUCAACUAAGGCUUUCAGCAUGGAACGAUCUGUAAUUCCAUGCAGGACGUGGGCUCUCUCAUGCCUUGCCUCACUCUUCUUCCCUCGUAAAACCUCCUCCCAAAUGAUGGCAGCUGCCUCCUUCCGCUAUGGUGUGACCAUCACUGGGGCCGUGCUGCUGGUGACAGGGACACUGUGCUUUGCCUGGUGGAGUGACAGGGAGGUGGGCAGCCCUGCCGGUGGUGGGACUUCCCUCCUGCCGCCCCGGGAAGCUGAGGUGGUUCCCAGCUCCUCCUCCAGCGCCUUGCUCCGCUCAGCCAGCUUCUUCUGCUGUGGCAUCGGCGGCAUCCUCCUCCUCUUUGGGCUCCUCUGGUCUGUGAAAGCCAAUGCCAGGGUGGUGUCCCGCCGCUACCAGUACCAUUUCCCCAGGGACCUGCAGUACUUCACCGCAGAGCCUCCAGAGAAGUGGAACUGCAGCACCUGGGACUCCAGCGCCAUCCCCACCUACGAAGAAGCCCUGACCUGCAGACCUGCCCAAGGUGUCCCAACCUAUGUCCAGCCCCCAGGGAGGAAGGAGGAGCUCACACCGCCCCUGUACUACCUGGAGGAGGAUGAGAGCUGGCAGGGCAGCCGCCGGCGCAGCUCCUCCGACAGCGCCUUGUUUCGCCCCAGCUCAUCCUGGCUGGAGAUCCAGCACCCUGGGGAGCCGCAGGCAACGCCUCCCCCCAGCUAUGAGAACAUCAGCAUCCGGGGUGUCUGAGCUGGUGCUGGCAUGGGGCUGGGACUCUGUGGGUGGCCGUCUGGUCCCUCAGCUUUAAACUGAGCCCCCUCCUUUGCUGGGGUGAGAGGAGGGCAGGUGAGAGGGGGAAGGAGGAGGGGGUCCAUCUCUCUUUCCCAGCGAUCGCUCCGGGGCUGUCGGGAUUGCGGGUCCUGUGGUCGAUGUGUUCGGAGUGUUGGGGGCAACUGGCAUGUUUGAAAGCCUUCAUAUUUUUAAUAAAACUGCUGCUUGUUGCA